Linum trigynum is the source of this 4197-nucleotide messenger RNA. NCBI's taxonomy places the organism in Eukaryota, Viridiplantae, Streptophyta, Magnoliopsida, Malpighiales, Linaceae. The record is from the annotation of a GenBank genome assembly.
AUGUCUAUGUCGUCAACUCAAAGUUUCAAAUGUAUGUCUUGGAAUAUUGGUGGAGCUGGGAGCGCCUCCUCUGCCAGAGCGCUCAAGUUCCUUGUCAUGAAUUACAGACCUGACUUCCUUUUUAUCUUGGAACCGCAGAUAAGUGGCGAUUCAGCAGAUAAGGUGUGCGGGAGGCUGGGGUUCUCCAAUGUUAUGCGUGUUGAAGCCGAGGGGAGGAAGGGAGGCAUAUGGCUUUGCUGGAAUGCCUCUGAUUUUCAGCUCCAAGUGCUCUCCGCCUGCUCCCAGCACCUUUCAGUGGUGGUCACUGCUCGUUCAGCCCAGAAAUGGCUCCUCACAGCCAUCUACGCUAGUCCGCGGCCCUCCCAACAGCGUUCUCUUUGGCAAACUCUUCUUCACACCAGCCUUACCAAUGAUCUUCCUUGGCUGCUGUCUGGAGACUUUAAUGCCAUUAGAACGCCAGAGGAGAGAAUGGGCACUCCCUCGGAUGCCACUUUUCGCAGAUGUAAAACCUUUAAUGACAGGAUUAACCUAACUGAGCUUAUUGAUUUGGGUUUUACAGGGCCUCGCUUCACCUGGACUAGGGGAGACAAUAUCAACUCGGUCAAAGCGAGUCGGAUUGAUAGAAGCCUCUGCAAUGCCCUGUGGAAUGCCACCUACCCAAACACUACAGUCAAGCACCUGCCUCGCCUACAGUCAGACCAUCAUCCUAUCCUUACCUCGACUGGAAUUCAGGGAGUUCAAUCUAAUCUGAUUCGUCCUUUCCGUUUUGAGGCCGCCUGGCUUACUAACCAGGACUUUGAUAAUCAGGUGGAAGGUGCUUGGAAUCUUCAAGCUCCUCUUCCUGCUGCUCUGGCAGAGCUCGCUACUAGCCUCAAUCACUGGAACAGCUCAGUCUUUGGCAACAUUCUCCGCAAGAAAAGACGCCUUCUAGCUCGCAUUCAGGGCAUUCAGGAAAGGGUGGCUAGCAGCUUCUCUCCCGGCCUUUACAAACUUCAAGCCAAGCUAGAGAAGGAACUUGAGGAGGUGCUCGAGCAGGAGGAGCUGCUGUGGUUCCAAAGAUCGAGAGAGAAGUGGGUCCAACAGGGGGAACGCAACACUGGCUACUUUCAUCAACAAGCCAUCAUUCGCAGACGCAGGAAUAAAAUUGACAGUCUCAGGAACACCAAUGGCGAGUGGGUAAGCGAUCCCCAGGAGUUAGCUAUGUUGAUUUUUGACUUCUUUGCUUCCUUGUAUCUCCAGGAUAUCGCUGAUUACGAGGACUUGAUGCCAAAGUCAGCCUUCCCGCGACUCAGUCAUGAGGAGUUGGCAGCGCUUCUGCGACCUUUUAGGGGGGAGGACAUCCACCAAGCUGUUCAUGGGAUGAAGCCUUUUCAAGCCCCGGGCCCCGAUGGAUUUCAUGCUGCCUUCUAUCAGAGAUCCUGGAGGGUGGUGGGGAGAGCCCUCAUUGACAUGGCUUUGGAGUUUUUUACUACAGGGAGUCUCCCGGAGGGUGUCACCGACUCUACUGUGGUUCUCAUCCCCAAAGUCGAACAUCCAGAGAUGGCCUCACAGCUCCGUCCGAUCUCUCUCAAUAAUGUGUGUCUCAAAGCCAUCACGAAGGCGAUCACCAAUCGGCUGAAGCCUAUCAUGAGAAAGUUGGUCUCCCCGCGGCAGAGCAGCUUCAUUCCAGGGAGACAAACUACAGACAACAUUAUUGUUUUGCAGGAGGUAUUGCACACCCUCAGGAAGAAGAAAGGGAAGAAGGGGGGAAUAGUGAUGAAGAUUGAUUUGGAGAAAGCCUACGACCGGCUUCGUUGGGACUUCCUGAGAGACACUCUCAAGGAAAUCGGGCUUCCUAGCUCCUGGAUUAGCUGCAUUAUGUACUGUGUGGAAAACAACAAGAUGAGAUUGUUGUGGAACGGAGACCUCUCUCAAACCAUCACCCCGACUAGGGGGGUCAGACAGGGAGAUCCCCUCUCACCCUAUCUCUUUGUUUUGUGUAUGGAGAGACUUUCCCACAGAAUUGACCGGGCCAUCCAGGAGAAGCAAUGGAAACCCCUAAGACUUUCUCCGGGUGGCCCAACCCUUUCUCACCUUUUUUUUGCAGAUGAUCUAGUGUUGUUUGCGGAAUCAGACGCUUCUCAGAUAAGGAUCAUAAAGCAAUGCCUUGAUGAGUUCUGCAGCAGCUCGGGUCAAAGAGUGAACUACCACAAGUCAGCCAUGUUUGUCUCCGCCAACAUCCCUAGGCGCAGAGCUAGGGCGCUCAGUGAGCGGAUGGAGAUCCCUCUCACGGUGGACCUGGGGAGAUAUCUGGGAGUAAUGGCCAUCCAUGGACGUGUCAAGCGGGGCCGAUACCAGGACCUUAUCAUCAAGAUCCAGAGAAAACUAGCUCCGUGGAAAGCUAAGCACCUUUCCAUAGCAGCUCGUAUCACUCUUGUUAAAGCAGUUACUUCCUCUAUUCCCAUUUACCCCAUGCAGGUGGAGCUUCUUCCAAAGACUGUUUGCAAGACUCUUGACCAAAUCAAUCGGGGGUUCUUGUGGGGGGAAUCGGAAGGGAAGAAGAAACUUCACCUCGUUGGUUGGGCCCAGUUGACUCAACCGAAAGACAAGGGUGGGCUCGGAAUUCGCCCAGCCAGGGAGGUCAAUUUGGCCAUGCUGGCUAAAUGCGGAUGGCGGUUGAUGACUGAAAAGCAGACUCUUUGGGCUCAGCUAAUGAGGAGCAAGUACGGGAAAGAUAGGGCCAACUUGGAUCUCAUCAAACCAAAAAAGGGAAGUUCCUUUACCUGGAACAGUAUCUCCAAAACUGAAAGCUUGCUGAGAAGCGGCUGUGCUUGGAAUAUUCAUAAGGGAACGCUAACCCGCUUCUGGUCUGAUGUUUGGAUUGAGCAGGUACCUCUAGAGGAGCUAGCCACUGGGCCGAUUCCUGAGGAGGAUAGGAAUGCCAGGAUCUCAGCUUUCGUGGACGAGGAGGGGACUUGGCGUACGGAGAAAUUCAGCAACAUUCUUCCCGCGGAAAUUAUUCACCGCAUCACAGCGGUGGCAGUGGACCCGAUGGCUCCAAAUGACGACACUCUUUUUUGGCACCCUACCUCCGAUGGACGGUUCUCAACAAAGAGCGCUUUCCACCUCCUCCAGGUGCAGACUGACAAUGGGCAGAGCAAAACCUGGAAAGAAAUUUGGAAGCUAGAAGUCCCGGAACGAGUUCGCUGCUUCAUGUGGCUAGUUGCCCACAACAGGAUUAGCUCAAAUGAGCAGCGAGCGAAGCGGCAUAUUUCAGUGACGUCUGGCUGUUUCAGGUGCGAGAAUCAGGUGGAGUCUACCUUGCAUAUCCUCAGAGAUUGUCCCCCAGCUGCUUUUGUCUGGAUGCGCACGGUACCUGCAGAUCAACAUCAAGCCUUCUUCAGCAUGGACUUGGACCUCUGGCUCGCCACCAACCUGCAGAAGACCGAUAGGUAUGUGGAGGAUACACCUUGGAAUGCCUUUUUCAGUAUUGCCAUCUGGAACCUUUGGAAAAACAGGAACGAAGGCGCUUUCAGAGGAAUCGAGAAGACUCUAUCACCGCCAUCCCUCGUCCAAGCUAUUAGGAUCAAAGCAGGCAUUUGGUACAAGGCGUGGACGGCUCCGAGGGACAGCUUGGGACACAGAAGUGCGCCGACUCAACGGGUGACCAAGGAUAUCAGCUGGAUCCCUCCCCCUCUGGGAUGGUGCAAGCUUAAUGUGGAUGGGGCCGCCAAUGGUACUCACGGACCUGCGGGAGCGGGUGGUAUCUUGAGAGAUCACCAGGGGAGAUGGAGGCGUGGUUUCAUUGUUAAUAUGGGGACCUGCUCGGCGAUUCAAGCGGAGCUCUGGGGAAUUUUCCAUGGGCUCGGUUUGGCUUGGCAGAAUGGUAGCAGAACCUUGAUUGUUGAGACUGAUUCCCAACUUGCUCUCCAACUCAUCGAGAAGAGGAAGGACCCUGUUCACCCGCUUGCAACACUUUUGACGGCAAUCAGACGAAGACUAGCCCAAGACUGGGUGGUGCGUCUUUGCCAUACUUACCGGGAGGGGAAUAGAGUCGCGGACUGGCUCUCGAAGCACAGUCUCGUCUAUCCCUAUGGGAAGUAUGAAUUAGACACACCCCCGGAAGCUCUUCAGGCCAUUAUUGGAGAUGAUAUGAGAGGGCAAUCUUUCCCUAGGAAUGUGGUGUUGGAAACUCCAGAGACCCAUACCUUGUUGUAA